AUGAAUCUAUCUACAAUUCGACCUUUAUAUAAAGCUAGUCAAUCGGAAAAAUUCAUUCCAGAUUCAUUAUCAUCAUCAAGUAAUAAAAUAUUACUUGGUCAUGAAGAUGAAGUACAAUUAAUAAGAUCAUCAACACAAAUGGAUCAUGGUGACAUUGAUGAUGAAGAAUUUUCAUUAUGUAAAGAUGAAUCAUUGGAUAUGAAUAUUGUUCCAAAACCUGUUACACUAAAUAUGGUACCAGCGUCAAGUAAUAUGUUUCAAAGGACAAAUACAUUACCAUCAUCAUAUUCACCAUAUGAUUCAUCAAAUAAUCAAGGUUCAAAAGGAUUAUUAAAUGAUCCCAACAAUCCAUCUGGAAUCUUUGAAUUGAUCGAAGUUGUUGAGAAUGAAAGAUAUGGACAAGUUUAUAAAGGUCGUCUUACAAAAACGAGUCAAUUGGCUUCAAUUAAAGUUAUGGAUGUUACAGAAAGUCAAGAAGAAGAAAUCAAAUUAGAGAAUGUUCUAUUAACUGAAAAUGCUAAAGUUAAAUUAGUUGAUUUUGGUGUAUCAGCUCAUUUUGAUCGAAUAAUUGGACGGAAAAAACACUUUUAUUGA
Messenger RNA from Rotaria sp. Silwood1, 594 nucleotides. The record is from the annotation of a GenBank genome assembly. NCBI's taxonomy places the organism in Eukaryota, Metazoa, Rotifera, Eurotatoria, Philodinida, Philodinidae.